AUGAGCUUAGAUUGGAACGAGAACAGUUUCAAAAAACAGAUACAGAGUCUUCACCUGGAUGUGAUCUACUCGACCGCAAUCCAUGUCCUCUGGAGAUCCUUCCUUUUCCAUACCUACCACCCAUUCCCAUUCCCACUCGAUUUUGCCAAUGAUCGGAUCGAGUUCGAUGCCUUCCACCGCUCCAUGACACUACUCGUUCCCCGCCACACAGAUCUGCUAGGCAUCUUAGAGGGCCCUGUCUGCUACAGGCGGCACGGCUUGCAAGCUCGAAAUUCUUGCAGAGCGGAGUCAUACAACGCGCCUCCCUUGGAUCUCACGCGAUACCAACAAGGCGCCGAGCAGCGCAGACUCCGUGGUCCCCAGCUUCAGGCACGCAUUCAGGGCUGGGGUCCGGCACGUGACAUAUCCGCUCGACCCAAACAAUCAACCCCGUUAGUCAGGGAAUCAAUCAAUCUGCGCUUCGUCUCGGAUCCAAGUCAAAUCCAUAAUCGGGCAACAAACAAAUUUGACAGGGGAUCGCCCUGCCAUCUCACCUCGUCUUUCUUUCCUUCUUCUUUCCGCUUCUUCUCUGCUGUGCAGGCCGCUGACAUUAACAUUCUCCGCCCCAGUUCUGGCAUUUCCUCGACUUUGCUUCGAGGCCCUGGCCUUAUCAGCGUGCUCUCCGCUUUUCUCACCGUCCCGCUUCCCUCUUCCCUGGUGUCGCACGAGUCCCAGCGAACAAACGAUAUCUUUAAACACCCCUGGAUGACGAGUGCUACGGAGCGAUAA
Messenger RNA from Penicillium lagena, 768 nucleotides. RefSeq lists its product as uncharacterized. The transcript is spliced from 3 exons. Bases 1 to 768 code for a protein of 255 amino acids. Lineage: Eukaryota; Fungi; Ascomycota; Eurotiomycetes; Eurotiales; Aspergillaceae. The record is from RefSeq and is a predicted model, not a curated record.